Messenger RNA from Cyclocybe aegerita, 705 nucleotides. Lineage: Eukaryota; Fungi; Basidiomycota; Agaricomycetes; Agaricales; Hemipholiotaceae. The record is from the annotation of a GenBank genome assembly.
AUGUUCGUCAAGACCCAAGUUAUCGCCGCUGCUAUUGUCAUUGCGUCUGCAAUUUCCAUCAGCGCUGCUCCUGCCUACCCAGGCCGUCCCUCCGACCUCGAGGCGCGCACCGGGGACAGCGUCGAAUGGAUCAGGCGCUUGUAUGUAGAAGGACGUGCAGACAAUGACGACCACCCGGUCCCUCCUACCCCGAACAACUCCCCAAACAACUCGCCCGUCCCACCGAGGAGAGGCGUCUCUGGACAACCGCCACACGGUCCAAGCAAGUCUCCUCGUGGCAAGCGGGAGUUCUUUGAGCGGCGCUCAGGCAACGACGGCGGGCAUGUCCCACCCACGCCGAACAACUCUCCUGAUAACUCGCCCGUUCCACCGAGGAGGGGAGGUCCCGCGCAACCACCGCACCCGCCCAGCAAGCCUCCUCGUGGCAAGAGGGAAUACAUCGAGCGCCGUGCCAAGGACAACCAACACCACGAGCCCGGUCCUGGUCCUACGCCGUUCAAUACCCCGAAUAACUCUCCUAAUAACUCUCCCAACAACUCCCCGAACAACUCUCCUCACAAUUCGCCCAACACCCCCAGACGGGACGGGCCGGCGUCGGGUCACCCCAAUGGCCACCCCGCCCCGCAUGGCAAGCGAGAAUACCUCGAGAGGGAGUACGUCGAGAUUCUUAGGCGUAUGAUGGAGUUGUAUGAUGAGCUGGACUGA